Molecule: messenger RNA, 687 nt
Organism: Cooperia oncophora
Lineage: Eukaryota; Metazoa; Nematoda; Chromadorea; Rhabditida; Trichostrongylidae
Source: the annotation of a GenBank genome assembly
AUGUAUGUCUACCACCCGCCAGGUAAUCUGUCUCUGGGUUCGUGGGAUCAAUUUGAUAACGGUGAACCACUUAAACAUUCUACAAGUCCCGGCAAAAAGGAUACCCAUCUUGCUGAGUUCUCCGAUGUUCCGCCGUUGCUGGUCGAUAGUCGUCCAACGGCAGUGAAGCAAACUGUUCCGCUGUUGGCGCUGAAAUCUCCGUGUGGCCCACCCCCACAGCCUCCUCCCCGUCCUCAACAAAGAGGGCAUACCCGAAGUGCAAAUCGGCGGCCUUCUGACUCAACAACUGUAGCUACAGAUUACUCGACUGGUUUAUCCAUCUCCGCUUCGAUUCCCACGGCGCCUCCUCCACCAGUUCCGCAACGAGUUUCUCCUCCUGCACCUAUUCCUCGAAAAAGCAGUACUGCGGAAGCUCAAACAGAAGGGCGCUACGUGGACGAGAAGGAUGUAGAGCAGUUUAUUGCUCAGUUCGAUACACAAAUAGCUGACCUCCUUGGAGAGGAAGAAGAUGCAACACUUGGGAAAGGAGUGGAGCGUUGGGCUCGAAGAUGUGAAGGUCUUCGUGCACAGAAUGCUGAGCUUGAAGCUGAAAGGGCUCGAAUGGCUCAGGUUAGAAUCCAACUAGAAUUACGCCUUCAAGAAAUGGGAGAGGGGAGCUGUAAGGGGCACAAACCCACAUCACUCUGA